Molecule: messenger RNA, 1020 nt
Organism: Teleopsis dalmanni
Lineage: Eukaryota; Metazoa; Arthropoda; Insecta; Diptera; Diopsidae
Product: ras-related protein Rab-27A-like
Exons: 2
Coding region: 195-896 (233 amino acids)
Biological process (GO): positive regulation of exocytosis; melanosome transport
Cellular component (GO): melanosome; secretory granule
Molecular function (GO): GTPase activity; GTP binding
Source: RefSeq, a predicted model, not a curated record
CGUUGGCUGACUUCGGUCGACUCAAUACAUUUUAUCCUGUAUCUGUGCCUGAGCCCGAGCCUGUGCCUGUGUCAACGUCCUUUUACAGCCGCAAAUCCGCAGCAAAAUAUAAAUAAAUUUAUUUCUUAUUUAAACAUUUUUUUUAGUAUUUUUUAUUUUUAAUUUUGUUUUGUAAAUUCGUGCUGAAUGUUAACAUGGCGAUGGGAGCUAAUAUCGAUUAUGACUUUUUAUUGAAAUUCCUGGCACUCGGAGAUUCUGGAGUGGGAAAGACAAGCUUCUUAUAUCAAUACACAGAUGGGCAAUUUCAUUCACAAUUUAUCUCAACAGUGGGUAUCGAUUUCCGAGAAAAGCGUUUGAUUUAUACAUCACGUGGUCGUAAUCACCGUAUUCAUCUACAGCUCUGGGACACUGCAGGUCAGGAACGUUUUCGUUCCUUAACAACAGCCUUUUAUCGUGAUGCCAUGGGAUUCCUGUUAAUUUUCGAUGUGACAAAUGAAAAAUCAUUUCUGGAAAUAGCAAAUUGGCUUGAGCAAUUGCGUAUGCAUGCUUACUCCGAAGAUCCUGAUGUAGUGCUUUGUGGCAAUAAAUGCGAUCUGGAAUCAGCGCGAGUUGUCAGCCAUCAGCAAGUCUGCGCUUUGGCUGACAGAUAUAACCUACCCUAUAUUGAGACGAGCGCUUGCACCGGCUUGAAUAUUCGUCAAGCAAUAGAAUUGCUGGUGGGUCGGGUAAUGGAACGCAUGGAGAAUUCAACAUUGAAUGCAGAACUUUCACGUCUGAUGACACACUCUCGCUGUUUGCCCAGUUUUGGGUUUCACAAUGACACACUUAAGUUAGGCUAUCACAAUGGAAAUAUGGAACAGAGUGAAGAGCAAUGUAGAAAAAACUGCAACUGCUGAAGGACAUGAUGUUAAGGAUUUUGAAACUGAAACUGCUCACUAUAGGAACUACUCUACAGUUGCUGUUUGGUACAAUAAUUUUAAAGUAUUUAUGUAAAUUAGCUAAUAUUGUUGUUUUUUAAUG